AUUGAGUAUUUGCGUCAUUGCAUUUCGUCAACUUGUUCUUAUCUCGGUCUGGGUUUUGAAGUGAAGUUAAUUUAGUCCGGGUUGGCUUCUUCUUGCGUCCUUUCGGUUUUUCUUGGGAAAAGUUUCGAUUUUUUUUAGAUGUUUGGUCGGAAUCCUCUGAGCUGAACUUUCAGGGUAGAGCCUGAAGCACUCUCAGGUUGAUGUUGUGGGUAAUCGAGGAAAGCUUACUUGAAUGAGGCCUCUUUUGAGAUAUCUGCGGAAUGCGGAGUCUGGAAUGCCAUGAGCUUCUACUGAAAGCUGUCCCCAUCUUGAGCUGAAGUCAAUGAAUCGCCAUGUUAUUAGCUGAAAAUCCUAUAUGAGUGUAUGUUUCGCACCGUCUGGGGUUAGCGUAGGGGUUUUUUUAUCAGUUUAUUGAGAGGGUUGGAUUGAGUUGGAGACAAUGUUGGGGGAGACUGAGCUAUGUCCUGCUAGAAUAUUAUCACCAUUUCGUGAGGAGAGUGGUGACGAGGAGCUGUCCGUUCUUCCUAGGCAUACCAAGGUCAUUGUGACUGGUAACAACCGAACAAAGUCCGUCUUGGUGGGUCUCCAAGGUGUUGUCAAGAAGGCCGUGGGCCUCGGUGGUUGGCACUGGCUGGUUCUGAAAAACGGAGUUGAAGUCAAGCUGCAAAGGAAUGCAUUGAGCGUGCUGGAACAUCCUACUGGGAAUGAAGAUGAUGGUGAUCAUAACAUGGACUCUAGCACUGACUCUGACAUUGUCGAAAAGGAGCAUAUCAUCUCUACCAAUACUAACUCCCACAAACCGGGAAAGCCAAAAGUACGGCACGCAAAGCCAUUGGUCACCCCCGCUGCAAGGAAGUCUGUUGUCCAUGGCAGUUACAGAGACGUCCGAUCGAUCAUUCAGACACCUCAACUGAAGAUAGAUUUGGCAAAACUGAGCACACACGCAUUGUGGAGAUACUGCAGGCACUACAAGCUUAUACGCUCAUCAAUCCACCCACUGAGGAAUGAAUUGCUCAACAUCGCGGAACGCCAUUUCAUAUCACAGAGAGUAAAGGAGGAAGAAGUGAUUACAGACUUCAUCCGCAUGGCCAAGCGACGGAAGGGAGAAGAGCCAUUGCUGCAGCACUCGGUACCUCGGAAAGUGUCCUGGAAUUAACCUUCAGCAACUAAAUAUGACCCACCUAGACUCUCAUGGGAGGAUAGGGUGUGGUCAACCAAUUCUUGUUCAUCUGUUGGAUGCUAACCCUCUGAUGUAGCUGCUCGCUCCCAGCCCCAGGUAAUGUCUGGGACGACAAUUCCUAAUUAUGUAGUAAAGCUUUAUUCAAGUAAACGCUUAUUGAAGUCCAUCGGAUCAGA
This is a messenger RNA of Rhodamnia argentea, 1356 nucleotides long. RefSeq lists its product as uncharacterized. Gene Ontology annotation, molecular function: transcription coregulator activity; protein binding. Gene Ontology annotation, cellular component: histone deacetylase complex. The transcript has 7 exons. Lineage: Eukaryota; Viridiplantae; Streptophyta; Magnoliopsida; Myrtales; Myrtaceae. The record is from RefSeq and is a predicted model, not a curated record. The coding region runs from base 440 to 1156 and encodes 238 amino acids. Gene Ontology annotation, biological process: regulation of DNA-templated transcription.